This is a messenger RNA of Aphanomyces invadans, 1423 nucleotides long. Its product is annotated as CAMK protein kinase. Gene Ontology annotation, biological process: protein phosphorylation. NCBI's taxonomy places the organism in Eukaryota, Oomycota, Saprolegniomycetes, Saprolegniales, Verrucalvaceae. The record is from RefSeq and is a predicted model, not a curated record. The transcript has a single exon. Gene Ontology annotation, molecular function: protein kinase activity; ATP binding. Bases 164 to 1345 code for a protein of 393 amino acids.
CGACGCCGAAAGUUCACGUCGAGACCGCGUCUACUGUCGGCGAGGAGAAGGAACGUGGUGAGGGCGGCAGGUAGUGCAUUCGUGAUAAGUUCACUUGACCGUGCAUGCGGUGGCGCAGUUCUUGGCGCUGUGGCGAUCACGCGAGAGAGAUGUGCUCGGGCGAAUGUACGGUAUGCCCGGAACGCGAAGUGCCCCAUGGCCAGACCGAAUACGCCCCACAUCCAUGAGUACACCCCCGUCGACAGUGCGCCUACUCAGUACUAACGGGGGUUCUAUUGGCUCGCCGUCGACUUUGCUGGCCAAGACGAUUGAUCUGGAUCGGCACUUGGCUGGGUGCCACAAGUGGUCAGCGGCGCCUCGCCGCGGCAAGCAACCCCACGAUGCGCAUUUUCCGAUUCGAUUGCUCGUCGCGAUGAGUCGUUAUGUGACCAAGAAGGUGCUAGCGAAUGCGUUGUAUGGCCAGGUUCUUUUAUGCCAAGACUCCCACACGGGGGACAUGGUAGCAAUCAAACGUAUCCACGUGGCAGCAUCAGCGGCGCGCCAGGGCCUGCACACGCUGUGCACGGUGUCCGACGACAUUGGCAUGGAGAAGGCGGUGCACGAAUGCCUGAGCAGCCACGGAGGCCACUCGCACGUCCUUCGCCUCCGCCACUCGUUCGUCCAGCAAGGGUACGACCAUUUGGUCAUGGACUAUUGCCCUAAUGGCGAUCUCUUUGAUCUCGUCAACAAAGUCACGCUCGAUCCAGCGGUCGUCCAGCGCUACUUCCGCCAGAUCGUCCACGGUGUGGCCUUUAUGCACAGCCGAGGGUUUGCCCACCGCGACCUGUCGCUGGAAAACGUCCUCCUCGACGACCGACACAACUGCCAUGUGUGCGACUUUGGCCUCGUGGCACCGACGACGGAGCUUCGCAAGGACAUGGUGGGCAAGCCAUUCUACAUGGCCCCUGAAAUCGUUGCCAAGCAGGUGUAUAGCCCUGUCAAGGCAGACGUGUGGUCGCUCGGAGUCAUGCUCUUUAUGAUGCUCACGGGGGCACCGCUGUGCGAGACAGCGUCCCCCGAAGACUCGCGGUUCCACUACUUCCUGAAGAAUGGACUGCGGUCGCUCUUGCAUUCGUGGAAGCUCAGCCACCGCUUCGACUGUGAGACUCUGGAUCUCGUCGAGAAGAUGCUACAUCCAAACCCGAAGGAGCGAGUGAGCAUGGUACAAGUCCUCCAGCACCCGUACGUUGGUGGCCGCCAGCCCGUCCCGGCACAAAAACAUUCCAACAAAUCGACCAACACCGCGAGGCCAUCCUUUGUCCAGCGGUGGAUUUCGAGGGCCCAAAAAGCCGUCAAAGCGUAUUAGAAUUGAACCAUCCCGUACCGGAUGAAGAUGUGGAUUAUUUAACGUGAAUGAAGUGAGCCCCCCAAGAUCUCCGCACAC